AUGCCGCAGCAUUACAGCAAGUGGAAGCUGAACAAGUCCGAGCAGAAAAAGGUGGACGACGAGGAGCAAGCUUUGGUUGCGCAGCUUAUCAGAGCAGGAAAGACCAAAAAUGAAGCGCAGCAGCAAGCAGCCCAGGCAAAGGAAGUACAGGUGAAGGCAAUGAAAGAGGCAAAGAUGCAGAGAAGUCAAGCCAAAAAGGCUGGCAACCCCCCUGCAGCUGCAGGCGGGAUGCCUGGGCAGCCUGCUUUGACCAAUCUCAACAUGCCCGCUGACGCCCAAAAGAACCAGGGCUACUAUGAGUCGCUGAUGGAGGCGAUCAACACCAUUUUGAAAUGCCCGAAGUUCUCCGACAUCCGGGUUGCCGAACCGCUUGCCAUCACUGAUGGAGUUGACGCUUCGUCGGGCGUGCAGGCGGUGUUCAACCAGCAGGAAGCGAAGAUCGCACUGCAGAAGGAAGGCGCUUACAGAAGUGCCAUUAACCUUUUUUGGUUAGACCCUUUUGGCAGCCCAACGCCAACCGUGCCACUAUCCAAGAAGCGGGUCCAGGAAUUGGGUUCAUUUGCGUUUCCCGGCUACAAGCCAGCACAUUUGGCCGACAGCUUUUGCGUGGGUGUGGAUGCCCCUGACACCGACUUUCACGCUUUGAAGGGCAAUUGGCGCCCUGUGUCCCCAGAAGAAAUGCAUCACUGCAUAAUCUUCACUCUUGCUGCCGCAAUCGAUUCUGGCGAGGUUGACGAUGCUGGUUUGGAUCAGUGGCGCACCAUGAUUUUGUCUUGUCCCGUGAUGAUCAUUCUCAUGGAUGGCGGCCCGGACCAGCUUUUUUGGCAAGCUUUCAAAAAGCGCCAGCAAGUGGUUGCAAACUAUGAGGCCUGUCGCCGAACCGCAAGGCAACUCGCUUACGAAGUUGCAUCUCUGAAAGCACAGAAGGAAGCCGAGUCUGGCGAAAUCUUGUCAGUGAAAGAUUUGAGCGACUUGUUUGCCUUGCACCAGUCGGACAUGGCAAUCGCAAGCAAGCGGACAGACAUGGCGGAUGGAUUCGUGAAGGACUGCAUUUUUGUGUUUGAGAAGAUGCUGAGCGAUCCAGUGUGCAACGCUUGCUUGGACGUGUUGGAAGAGAAGUAUGGCCUGUCCUCCCCACUGAACUCACUUCAGAAAAUGCGAGUGAUCAUUGAGAAGUCAGAAUCGACUCCAACCAGGCAAUGGGUCAUGGAAGUGAUCACUGACAUGGUGAUUAAUGGACAGAUCGAUCGGGAAACCAUCAGCAAAUCCUACCUGCAGGGAAGUGGCACCAAUGCAUCAUUGGUUGAACUGUUGAAGCUCAAGCUCCAAACAGUCAAGCAUUUCCUCCAGGUUGAGAUGCCGCGCAGCCAGUUUCACGUGCCUGACUUGAAGAUGAUCGAGCAGAAGAUUUUGACCCUUUCAGAUUACCGGGUCUACGUCACUCCCGGGAAGGCUGGUAACAGAGAGGCCGACAACAAAUGGAUGAGCACCCUCAAAUGUAGCAGCAUUGCUUGCUUGAAGUUGGUGGAGGACAUCCUCUACACAACAAAUUUGAAUGGUGCUAUGAUCGCUUUGCUGCGCAAAGGCAAGGGUGCGAGCCCAUUGGAACUGAUGGAGAUUGAAACAUUCAGCCUCCGAUGGAAGGCCGCAGUUGCCGCGAAAGACAAUGAGAUCGCAGCUGAACGAGCUCUUGACGGCAAGCAAAAGGACCAGGAGGUGGAGGAGGAGACGGACGAGUGCAAGAAGAUAGCCCUUGGCUCAGUUCAAGCUGAACCUUCAAAGUACCAGAGGGGGAGCGCGCAGCACUACACUGCGACGGCUGCGCAACAAGUGCAGAUCUAUGUUUCCCUCGUUGUUGAGCCUCCAACUUUGGCAGGUGUUGCUCGGGUGAUUGAAGAGAGCCAGCUGUCUGGCAAGUACCAAGGUGCUCAAGGCAAAAGCUGCAUCAUGAUCCACUUUGACGUACAGCUUUUCGCAGAAGCCGUGAAAAGACCUGACAGAAGAGCGCCUGCUCUCACUGCAGCCCUUCUGAAGAAGUUGGUCCACGGGGCGAUCAAGGGAAGGGGUGGCUCUCCCAACCAAAAGGUGGGCCCGGACCACUAUGACAAACCGUUGGAUGGAGAUUUCAUUUUUUUGAAUGAUGGAGGUCGCGACGUGGUUGACAUAUUGCUGUCCCCAUUCAAGACGAAGGACGCCAAAGGUGCGGCUCUUGCUCACUAUCUGGAAGUUUCUGAGGUCACCCUUUGCUUGAGUCAGGAAUCAGUUGAAUCGAAAAGAAAGCUCAAUCGUGGAAUGACCAACCAAAUCCAACGCUGGCACGUUGUAUCCACGGAGUCCCUGGCGUCUUGGCUUCCGGAGCGAAAGCACACCAAGUACCCCGGGACCAACCGUGGCAACUGCAUCGGAUGGAUCGGGAAAGACAUGUACGGGGCCAAGAUGAUGGGCGGCUCCGAUGUCGCAGUUGAGGAUGGCAAGGAGGAGGAAAGAUCUGACGACAGCUUCGAACCAGCCUUUUACCAUCACCUCCCCGAAUCCUUGUACUCAGAUGCCAUUGGGGCAUAUGAGGUCCGUGGUUGCCUGGAUCUGACUCCGGGAUGUGGAGAUCUUGCACGGGCAUGUUUGCUUCGCCGCGUGCCGUACUUGGGAUUGGGAAUGACGGACCAACAUUGCUCCUUGCUCAAGGCACAGCUGGUGGAGUUCAUCAAGAUGCAGAUGAGGUCUGAAGGAUCAACUUACUACAGCCCUGAGUGGGCUGCUGCGUCAGACUCUGCCACGACGGCAAAGGAGGAGAAAAAACGCAAGAAUCAAUCCGAUCCCAAGAUUCAGCCCAAGCCACCCAAGAAGCCCAAGAACAAGAAGAAAGACGAGGAAGAGUUGCUCGAAGAUUCGGAUUCCGCUUCAGAGACUGAGGCGAAGUGA
Messenger RNA from Cladocopium goreaui, 2919 nucleotides. The record is from the annotation of a GenBank genome assembly. NCBI's taxonomy places the organism in Eukaryota, Dinophyceae, Suessiales, Symbiodiniaceae.